Messenger RNA from Spodoptera exigua (beet armyworm), 2311 nucleotides. NCBI's taxonomy places the organism in Eukaryota, Metazoa, Arthropoda, Insecta, Lepidoptera, Noctuidae. The record is from the annotation of a GenBank genome assembly.
AAUUUUUAUCACAUUCGCGUUCUAGCGAGAAUUUUCUCGAAUUUGAUGUGUCAGUUAGUUCUAGACUUCGACUUCGUAUUGCUUAUUGCUUGUUUGAAGUGGUUGAACAAAUUAGUGAAAUAAAGACGGGUUUACUAAGUGCAGAAUUAAGUUUAUCAAAAGUUAAUAUAUUAUUGCAAGUGUAUCUUUGUUUAAUCAAUUGUUAGAAAAAACAAAUUAUGGACCAGGCGACUCAGUUAAAGAACAAGGGUAAUGCAGCAUUAGAAGCUGGGAAGUUGGACGAUGCUGUUAGGUUCUACACGGAGGCUAUUGCCGUAGAUCCGACUAACCACGUUCUCUAUAGCAACCGGUCGGCAGCCCAUGCUAAGGCUUCCAACUUCGAAGAAGCUCUAGUGGAUGCCGAGCGGACCAUCGCCCUGAACCCUACAUGGAGCAAGGGCUACUCCCGAAAAGCUUCUACCCUAGCGUAUUUAGGCCGCUGGGCAGAGGCAAUAGAAACAUACAACAAGGGUUUAGAGUUGGAUCCUAACAAUGAACAGCUGGCCACAGGGUUGCUUGAAACUAAAAACAAAUUUGAACUGAUUUGUCAGAAGCUGAGGAAUGACCCAAGGUCAAGGGAGUGGUUAAAUGAUCCAGAAUAUUACAAAAUAAUCGCAGAACUAACAAGGGAGCCACUGGUAUUGAAUAAAAUAUUCAACAGAGAUUUGACAGAAAAGGACAGUGACCGACUUCACACCACAUUUGAAAUUUUAUAUGACAUUUACAAGGAGCCACCACAGAAACAAGAGCCUCAGAGACAGGAGCCACCCAAGAAACAGGAGCCUGAAAAACCUAAGUAUGAUGACCUUCCAGAAAACAGAAGACUUGCGUUACAAGAAAAGGAUCAAGGAAAUGAAUUUUAUAAGAAGAAAGACUUUGAUAAUGCUCUUAUGCACUACCAGAAUGCAGUUAAACAUGAUCCCACUGAUAUAACCUUUUACACAAAUAUGGCCGCUGUGUAUUUUGAACAGAAAGAAUAUGAGAAAUGUAUAAAGGAGUGUGAGAAGGCUAUUGACAUUGGGAGAGAAAAUAGAGCAGACUUCAAGCUAAUAGCCAAGGCUUUUACUAGGAUUGGCAAUGCAUACAAGAAGAUGGAACAGUGGAAAUUAGCAAAAACUUACUAUGAGAAGUCUAUGUCUGAGCAUCGUACACCGGAGAUCAAGACCUUAUUGAGUGAGGUCGAGAAACAGAUAGUCGAGGAAGAGAAGAAGGCCUACAUUGACCCUGUGAAGGCCGAGCAGGAGAAAGAACUUGGCAACGACUACUUUAAGAAGGGAGACUACAGUACAGCGGUAAAGCACUACACUGAAGCUAUAAAGCGUAACCCUGAUGACCCCAAGCUGUACUCCAACCGUGCUGCUUGCUACACCAAGCUUGCUGCCUUCGACCUUGGCCUCAAAGACUGUGACCAUUGCUGCAAACUGGACCCGAAGUUUAUCAAAGGAUGGAUCCGAAAGGGAAAGAUUCUUCAGGGCAUGCAACAGCACUCUAAAGCUUUAACCGCAUACCAGAAGGCUCUCGAGCUGGACCCAAGCAAUGCUGAAGCGCUCGAAGGUUACCGAGCGUGCUCCACCCAACUGCACUCCAACCCUGAGGAGGUGCGCAAACGCGCAAUGGCAGACCCAGAAGUGCAGCAGAUCCUCCGCGACCCUGCCAUGCGCUGCAUCCUCGAACAGAUGCAACAAGAUCCCCACGCCUUACAGGAUCAUCUCAAGAAUCCAGACAUCGCCGCCAAGAUUCAGAAGCUCCUAGAAUCCGGCCUCAUCGCUAUACAUUAGUUUAUGGAUUACCUUGUCUUGAGAUUAGGUUUAUAUAAAUUACUAUUCGAAUCGAUUGCUGGCAACAUUUCUCAGAUUAUUUUAUUUGUACACGAUUUUUUAGCAAAACCAUUAAAUAAACUUUAUAUCCAGGAUUACGAAUUUUAAUCGAUUCGGGUAUACAUUCAGAGUCUCGCUAUCUCGGAUACUUACAAGAUGGAGAUCGAGUUUUGAAAUGGAUUUUCGCCUACCAAAUGUUAUAUGAAACUUAAUUAGGUAUUUUAAAGUCAUCGCUUUUUUACUGUUAUUUAACUCAGUUUACAUGUAAUGCUUGUCUCAAAUUGUAGGCUUGUAAACCAUUCCAAAAUAUGCUUUUCUAUAAGUUAAAUGCAGUUUCAACUUUUCGGUUAUAGGUUUUAUUAAGCAUACCUACUUAGUUUGAAGAAUAUCUAUUAUGCAGAUAUACUGCCUGAAUGGAAUUUUACAUUAAUAGCAUUUUUUUGUAAUUUAUUCAA